AGGAGAGCCACAGAGAUACUUCCUAUUGACGCAGCAGCAGCUUCCUGAAGCACGCAGUUGGAUUAAAAACAAAACAACAGACAGUUUUUCUCCAAAUUUCUCAUCCAGAUCCAGAGAUGAACAGCGUGGGGGAGGCGUGCACCGACAUGAAGCGGGAAUACGACCAGUGUUUCAACCGCUGGUUCGCGGAGAAGUUCCUAAAAGGGGACCAGGGCGGAGAUCCGUGCACAGAGAGCUUUACACGGUACCAGCGCUGCGUGCAGACCGCCAUCAAGGAGAAGGACAUCCCGGUAGACGGGGUGGAGUUCAUGGGGCCCAACAAGGACAAACCCGAGAGCUGAAGAAGAGGAAGAGGAGGAGGAGGAAGAGGAGACUGAUGGCCGCUGAUCCGGUGAUCCUGAGGUCAUUUAAAGGCCUAACAAGCGAGGAGAGCGUCCAUGUGCGUCCACUGAGCAUGCGCAGAAGGGACGGGACGCUGCAGGACAACACUGGAAUCUGAACUCUCUUUACUGUGUGUGUGUGUGUGUGUGUGUGUGUGUGUGUGUGUGUGUGUGUGUGUGUGUGUGUGUGUGUG
Molecule: messenger RNA, 574 nt
Organism: Trematomus bernacchii (emerald rockcod)
Lineage: Eukaryota; Metazoa; Chordata; Actinopteri; Perciformes; Nototheniidae
Gene: triap1
Product: TP53 regulated inhibitor of apoptosis 1
Exons: 1
Coding region: 117-341 (74 amino acids)
Source: RefSeq, a predicted model, not a curated record